AAGCAUGUGAACUUAGGACGUUUUUUGUGAUUAAUUGAACUCAUUUAAGUAGUCAUGGGUUGGAGAAAAGUGAUUCUUGUUGCUGUUCUGUCUUCAAUACUAGAUGUCAACAGCGAGGAGCUUUUCGGAAAUGAUGAACACAGUAAACAGUUACUGGAUCAUCUGACAGAGUCUGAGAGGCUGUUUCUAAUUGGUGCUAAUUAUGACAAUGCACAAUUCGAGAUAUUGCAUCUACGACAACCAAAGCGUCGUAAACGGUCAUUGUAUCACGACAAUCCAGAUCUGAACUCGCUCAAGAGGCAUUUAGAUUUAAAGCUAAGUCCUAGAAACACUUUCCUAGAUCCACAGUUCCUACUCAUGAGACGAUGGACGAAUGGUACUGAAGCUGUUUUGGACCAACAUAAUAAUGAAGAAUUAGAUUUAUGUUAUUACAGAAGUGACACUGCAGCGUUAUAUGCUUGUGGUGAUUUGAGAGGCUUAUUUAAAGCAAAUGGAAGUUAUUAUUAUAUCCAUCCAUUGCCUGAAAGGUUUCAUAAUGAAGAAACGAAACCACACGUAAUAGUCAAAAGACAUAUUGAAGAUGGAUCUUUAAACAACGAUAGUAACAUAAAUAAAUGUAUAGAAAGAGAUAAUAUAAGUAAUACAGUUGAAUCUGCAAAAACAUGGACAAAGCAUAGAAGAAAAAGAGAAGUUAAUAAUAAGAAAGUAACACUUGAACAAUUCAAAAUUAAUUUAGGUAAUAGAAAUAAAACUAUAAAUAAAUUUAUAGAAAAUUUACAACCAACUAAUAGAGAAAAGAGAGCUAUAAUACCUCCUAUUUUUGUUGAAACAGCUGUGUUCGUGGAUAGAGAUUUAUACAAACAUAUGACAGUCAAUUUUCCUAAAGACACAGAAAGGGAAUUAGUAAGAUUCGUCUUAGCUAUGAUAAAUGCUGUACAAUUAAUUUACCACGACCCAUCAUUGGGUAGAACAGUUAAUUUUAUAUUGAAAAGAUUAGAAAUCUUACAUGAAGAUCCUGUCAAUUUGAAGAGACCACAUGAUAUCGAUAGGUUUUUAAGUAAUUUCUGUACAUGGCAGAGACUGGAGAAUCCACCAGGUGAUAAUGACCCGUUGCAUUGGGAUCAUGCUUUAAUUUUGACUGGUUUGGAUUUGUACGUGGUCAAUAAGAAUGGAAAAGUCAGCAGUCAAGUUGUAGGAUUAGCCCCAGUUGCUGGUAUGUGUACAGUCACCAGCAGUUGUACAGUAAAUGAAGGCAGGCACUUCGAAAGUGUUUAUGUUGUAGCUCACGAAAUAGGACACAAUUUAGGAAUGCGUCACGACGGCCCUCUAGCUGACAACGGCUGCGACCCUAGUGCUUACAUCAUGAGCCCGACUCUCGGCAGCGGCAAGAUCACCUGGUCACAAUGCAGCAGAAAUUAUCUACAGAAAUUUCUAGAUACAGUACAAUCUCGUUGUCUACUUGACCAUGGAAACUCUGCCGGCCAGUUGGAUCACAGUGCUGAAGGGAUCCUACCAGGAGAGAGAUUCGACGCUGAUCAACAAUGUAUGCUCAAGUACGGCAGCGGGAGUCGUCACUCCGCAGCUCAAAACCUGGAGGACAUCUGCCGGGACCUGCACUGCCAGCGCGAGCGGUACACCUGGACUUCACAUCCCGCACUCGAAGGCACCAGAUGUGGGGAUGAUAUGUACUGUCGCGGCGGUGCAUGUGUGGAGCGCGAGGGGACUGUGCGAACUGGUCGCGGCGCGUGGGGCCGCUGGUCGCACUGGUCGGAGUGCGCCUCCGCCUGUCUACUGGAUGACAAGCACGCUCCCGCUGCAGCCGGAGUUGCUGUUGCCACACGCAGGUGUAACCGGCCUAGGCAUGAAAACGGAAAUAACUACUGCACGGGUCACGAUAAGAAGUAUCAAUCCUGUCAUGCUCAACAAUGCAACAAAGUGCCGCGUAUGACGGUGCGUGAGUUCGCAGAUCAGAUCUGCCUGCGCGCGCGGGAUGUCGACCCUGAUCUCAUUGGAACUGGACUGCAGAGGAUCGACUCAGAGGACGUAAGCAGCGCAUGCGCAGUUUGGUGCGACACUCGCGGCGGCGGUUACAAGUCACGCGGCUGGAGUCUGCCUGAUGGCACCGCUUGUUCUCGCGCUCAGCCCAUGUUCUGCAUCUCUGGACUCUGUCAGAAAUUCACAUGCGAUUCGAGCAACGACAACGAGUUCUCGCUAAAACCAGGCGACUGUGAGUGGGAAGCGCUGCAACUACAAACUGCUACUCCGCACACCGUCUCCUCGACGAAGACAUCAGGUACAUGGCGGCGGGCAGUGGGGUCUCAGUGGCGCGCUGCGAGCGGCUGUCACUACCACUGCGUGAGUCCGGGCAGCGGCGUGAGACUCGUCAGCUCGCAGCGACACACCACCAUACAGCUGUGCAGACCUGAUGCUGCACGACCAGAACUAGGUUGUUUGCAAAGAAAGUCACCUUACCAGUACGCGACCAUGGUGUGUUCUAAGUACAAGGAGAGAGUGAGAAGACUGUCAGGGUUGGGCAUGCAGAUAUCACCUGUAUUAGAGGAUCCUGACCGUCCAUGUCGCGUGGCGUGCCAGGAUGAGCGGGUAGCACACCGGUUUUACCUGGUGAACGGUCAGGAGGGCUGGUUCCCACUCGGCACAUCCUGCGGGAAACGUAACUCAUCCUACUGCGUCAGCGGGAAAUGCCUGGAGUUCGGUGCUGACGACACACCACUAUCGGAGUCAGUGUUCACAUUACCACUGCUGCCUCGAGGACAGACUUCCCGGCAUAGACGUGCGCUGCAUCGCAACAGACUGACUGUCAAAGCUAACCUGGAUCAGUUACAUCUACAAGAUAUUAUAGCUUCAUUGAAUUUUACAGGUAAAACAGAUCAACACGUGAUUUACUACGACACGAUACCGGACAAUAUAGAAUUGGAUUUCAACAAUCCUAUUCACAUCGCGCCUGAAGACACACUCAUCAGGAAAGUGCCGCGACCUACGUGGGAGUGAUUAAGCUACAACGACUCGCAAAAAUGGUAUUAGUAGAGAUGAAAAAUAUAUUAAAUUAUUCAAACUUUCGUGAACCAUUAUAAUAAACUGAUAUAAAAACGACUAAACACUGACGUAUAUUCGUCCGGUGGCGGAACCGACUAGUUUCGAGCACAUCGGGGGCCCUUCAUCAGGAUGAGUACUGGUAUUAUU
Papilio xuthus (Asian swallowtail) is the source of this 3201-nucleotide messenger RNA. It is a transcript of the gene stl, whose product is annotated as ADAMTS metallopeptidase stall. The record is from RefSeq and is a predicted model, not a curated record. The transcript is spliced from 18 exons. Gene Ontology annotation, molecular function: metalloendopeptidase activity. The coding region runs from base 55 to 3009 and encodes 984 amino acids. Gene Ontology annotation, cellular component: extracellular matrix. Lineage: Eukaryota; Metazoa; Arthropoda; Insecta; Lepidoptera; Papilionidae. Gene Ontology annotation, biological process: extracellular matrix organization; proteolysis.